AUGUUUCCACGAAUACGGCUUCCAUUUCUGAUAUGGAAACGGACCUUCCUGUUAAACAGUUUGCAAACAAAAAACCCUCCAGCGCUGCUCCGAUGCACCAUCUUUAAUAGUCAAGGGGAGCUUAUUUUGCAUAACAAAGACAUCGAAAGAGUGCCAUUCAUGAAGAGACAUAAUUUGGCAGUGAGGGACUUCCGCAAAAUAUCACGUCCAACAAUUGUUCCCGCGGUGGUCACCAGGCCAUCUUGCAUUCUCGUUAAUAUCCUCAACCUUCGAGCGUUGAUCAAACAUGACGUGGUUGUAGUGUUUGAUGCCCCCCAAUCAGGUAUGAUGGGGCCAAAUAACCAACUGUUCAGUCAACUGGAGUUCUAUCGAGAGCUUCAGACUCGACUCAAGGAUUCUAGUGAUAAAGAGACACCGUAUGAAUUUCGAGCUUUGGAGGCAGUUCUCAUGAAUGUGAUGCAAAACCUUACGACUGAAUACAAGGUACAUGAGACAGUUCUCAAAAAUCUUAUUAAGCAGCUUGAACAGCUGAUUGAUAGAGUUAAGCUUCGUUAUUUUUUGAUUGAACUGAAGAAGAUCACUCAAUUUCACAGAAAAGUGGCAUUGAUUCACAACAUGCUCGAGGAAUUACUCGAUUCUGAUGAUGAACUUAAUGAUAUGUACCUUACAGAUAGGGCUCGAGAUAAAGUUCACACCGGGUCAGACCAUACGGAAAUCGAAAUGUUGUUGGAACAUUAUCUCAUACGGCUGGAUGAAAUCGUGCAGCAAACUGAAGGUCUCCGUCGUCUAGUUAAAACUCUGGAAGAGAUCAUCAAUGUGAUUCUCGACUCAAAUCGAAAUGAGCUUAUGAUGCUUGGCUUGAAGUAUAGUACAGGUUUGUUAUCAAUGGGGGCUGCUCUAUGGGUAGCAGCGCUUUACGGUAUGAAUCUUGAAAACUACAUUGAAGAAAGUGAUGGUGGGUUUGAAGCAGUGGUGGUGUUUGCCCUGGUGGUUUUGACGACAUUGUUGGUGUACAGUGUGAUCCGCCUUCGGAGGGUAGGAAAAUUGAGGCUCGGUCAUAAACAUAGACUAUUAUGA
Diutina rugosa is the source of this 1077-nucleotide messenger RNA. RefSeq lists its product as uncharacterized. The transcript has a single exon. Gene Ontology annotation, molecular function: magnesium ion transmembrane transporter activity. Gene Ontology annotation, biological process: mitochondrial magnesium ion transmembrane transport. Bases 1 to 1077 code for a protein of 358 amino acids. NCBI's taxonomy places the organism in Eukaryota, Fungi, Ascomycota, Pichiomycetes, Serinales, Debaryomycetaceae. Gene Ontology annotation, cellular component: mitochondrial inner membrane. The record is from RefSeq and is a predicted model, not a curated record.